AUGCUGGGUGGAUUGUACGGGGACCUCCCUCCCCCCUCUUCUUCAUCCAAUGCAACUGAUGAGAAGAGUGGAAAUAACUCAGCUGUGUGGUCGAGCAGCACCAAGAUGGCACCGCCCACUUUGAGGAAACCUUCGUCAAUGUUUACAACGCCACCAUCUGUGUUGAAAAACCAGCAGUCACAAAGCAAGGCAAAACCUGCUCCCGCACCAGCUAUAAAAGCUGCAAGUUCGUCUGUUUUGACUCCCGCAUCUUCUGAAAACGGGGGUACAAAAAGCCCAUUGUUCCAGCCAGCACUUGUCGGGGUGACAUCUACCAUAAUCGAAGAGUAUGAUCCCGCAAGGCCGAAUGAUUAUGAAGACUACAGGAGGGAAAGAGCCAGGAAGGCAAAGGAAGCUGCUAUACGUAGGGAGCUUGACAAUCGGCGUCGGGAAGAAGAGGAGAGAGAGCGAGAACGUGAGCAGAGGGAAAGGGAAGCAGCUGAAAGGGAUGCAAAAGAUCAAGAGACGAGAUCUUCUUCACUGAAUAUCUCAGGUGAAGAAGCCUGGAGAAGACGAGCUGCAUUGAGUGGUGGUGCACCACCAAGGUCACCUUCUCCACCAGCCAAUGGAGAAGGUUUCACCAUUGGGAAGUCAGGAUCUGAUGGUCUAGGGCUUGGUGCUGGUGGGCAGAUGACAGCUGCUCAGAGGAUGAUGGCAAAGAUGGGCUGGAAGGAAGGCCAGGGGCUUGGAAAGCAGGAACAGGGAAUUACAACGCCAUUAAUGGCUAAAAAGACAGAUAGAAGAGCUGGAGUUAUUGUCAAUGCCAGUGAAACGAAACCAGAGAAGAAACCAAAGAGUGUCAACUUCAAUGGCCCACCUACACGUGUUCUGCUUCUUAGAAACAUGGUACGCAUCUUGAGUUUUUGUUCUUAGUGAGUGCAUAAUUCAUUUCUUAGUCUUUUAUGCACCUAAUCUUUUAGCAGCUCCUCCUUAUAUAGGUCUGAAUGAGAUUGUUUUUUGGUGCACUCAUAACCCAUCUGUAUUUUUAGGCUAUAUGUAAAAUUUGAAUCGUGAAUGUGAUAAUUGCCUGCUACACACAUAAAAUGCACCACGCCAAACAGAAAAAAAUUUCAUUCACUUAUUUGUAUCGACUACGUUUACAUUGUAAUCCGUUCUGUGAAAAAGGUUAGUUUUGUACAAUCACUUUUUCCUACAUCAAUGUGCUUGGCAUGGAAACUAGCAUACUGUAUGCAAACCAUCUGUAAUCUAAGGCUAGUUUUGGUUACGAAGUUAUUUCUAUUUGCAUCCUUUUUAUGCUAAGCUUCUGAAAACAACCUACUUGUGCGAUCUUUAGCUGUCCUAGUUUGUUGCCUUGAGAAGAUGGUAUUUGAGUAUGUAUUUUUCUCUUCAAAUAAUGUAUUGAUAUAAGGUGACGUUUAACAAUUUAAAUCAAUUCUCUAGGUUUGCAUGAGUUGGAAUUCUGUUCUACCUUUAGAGUUUUGAAAUUAUCUUAUAUGAAAUUGAAAUUUUAGUAAAUUUUUCGGAUUUGUGUUUUUAUGCCCAUCAUGAAAAACAUGUAUCUAAAUAUUUAUCAAAUAAUAUAUGAUCGGCUUUGAUACUGAGUCUUUAGAAACAUUGUUGGUGCAUGGUUCUGUGCAGAAUACAACCAAAAAGGAACUAAACUUGUCAUUUUAGGCACAUGAAAACAUCAACCUAGGUCUGCAAGGGACAUUCAACUUUCGAAGGCUGGGCCGCUGAUACAAGAAUUUAAUUUUGGAGGAUCUCUCCUAAGCAGCAUUUUUAGGGUUACCUAACUGACCCUAAUCUAGAUCCCAGUAUAUCUUAGUCUGACUUUUAUGCUUCCUUAUAUCUUAGUCUGACUUUUAUGCUUGAUCCCAGUUGAGAAUGCUUUUGGUCUGGCUACUCUUAUUGCAUAAGGAGCGGUCAAUGAAUGGAAGUCUGGAAGUUUGAAACUUAUCUUGACCAUAUUUUGUACGUGUCUUGUUUAAACGUGUGUGCGAUCGUCAUUUUGAAUGCAUGCAUGCUUUUGAAGGUGGUAGAAAACUACAAUUGUGUAUCCAAACUAGACAGUAGAAAGGGUGGAUAAAUUACGGUGUAUAGGUAAAUACUGGUUCCCAGGGUGGGCAGCAGAAAUCGAUUGCAGUGGUAGUACCCUAUCUUCAAUUGAGUGUUAAACCAUCCUCCAAUUUAGACUGAGUCGACUUGAAAUCGGUUUAUUGUGGAGAGUUUGACAAUUUUAUGGAACGAUCUAAUAUUACAUGGAUCAGCCACUAUCCAACGACAGUGUUGCUGUUGAUGAAGAAUAUUGAAGUGUGGCUCUCUUCGAUAAAUAAGAGUAGAGGAAAAAUAAGCUCACUGGGCGCCGUUGCCAGUUUCCUUUUUCUGCGACCUGACACCCCUGAACACUGCUAAUGACCAAUAUGCCAUCCCUUGUAGCUCUGAGCGGUGCUGCACUGCAUGUUCUGGGCUGUUCAUACAUAAGAAACGUUAUAAGGACGGGGUUUUGGCAUCCAAAAUUGGUGACGCUGUUGUUUUGGUUGACUUUCCUUUCCCGAGUAUAAAUUUACGUGGUCUCAUUUUCAUUCAAAUAUCAUCUUUUACUGUCUGGAUAGGUUUUUGGUACCUACUGCAUGCAUACAAAAUUUUCUCAGAUCUUAAGCUAUGACACUUCCCAGAACUAUUUCAGAUCAUAUUCUAUUACCAUCGUUCAACAAUAUCAGGGGUAAAUUUUUCUGGUUGUUGAGACAUGGUUGAUAGUCGAUUGUUUUCCCGGUCCCUCAGCUUUGGUUGACAGUUUCUAGUGUGCAUUCAAGUGUAGGGUUUAUCAAGUUUAGGGGAUUAAUGACAAAUAAUUUGGACUGAUUUCGGAACUUAACUGUUUCUCAGUAAUGAAGAACAAUGCAGAAUUAGGGCUUCAGGCCUUAAAAAUGUCGCCCAGAUAGUUUAUGGGUAAUCCCCACACCUCUUGUCUGAUUUGGGCUUCCUUGGUGUCGAGUCCAUUGGUGUGGCAUCCAAGAGGCAACUUGAUAUUCCUAUCAAGGCAAAGGGGAGCUUGCACCAUGUUCGUUUUUGGGAAAAAGAAAAGGAGGGAUUAUUAUGUCAGCACCUCUAAUUAUUUACUUGGAAAAAAGUAGGCAGAGGCGCAUCUUAAUAUCUGUCCUUCUAUUUAGACUCAAGGUAACGUGGGAUUCCCCAGUCUGGACUCCAAGAUAAAAAACUGGCCUUUUUCCCUUUAGUUGGGUUCUGAUGCCAAGGAUCUUGCAGUUGGAACGGCCAACAAAUUUUCCCUCUGUUGAUUAUUAUUGAUCCUUUUCUGAACUUGUAUUGAUACCUGUCAUACCUUCCCGACGUUUCAGUUUUCCUCUUAUCUUUUCAGUGCCCCGAUUAAAAAAAGUAUGACUUUGUUGCUUAGGUGGGAUAUCUUGAUCCUUCUGGACACGUGCCAGUUUUGUUGGGGUGCUUACUAGCUCGUUUUCAGAGUCAUUAAUCAUUUGAUAUCUUCUUGUUUUCUAUGCAUCUAUCCUAGCAUUCUCAUUUCUGAGAUUUAUGAUGUUGUGACCUUUGGUUUUGUUUUUAAUGUGCUCAUCUGCAUAUUUUCUUGGAUUUUGAGACCAAUCAAUCAACAGCCAGACCGAGCAAUUCGGAGAUCUGAACGAUUCGUAUGUCCUUGUUCAUGAGAUCUGGUCAUCAGGAAAUAUGAAAAAAUCUAUUUGCCCCUUGUGCAUAGCCCUGUCCUCCCUCUUCUUGUUUUCUGUGCAUCUAUCCUGACAUUCUCAUUUCUGAUAUUUAUAAUGUUGUGCCCUUCGGCGUUGUUCUUAACGUGCUGCUCGUCUGCAUAUUUUCUUGGAUUUUGAGACCAAUCAAUCAACCGCCAGACCAAGCAAUUCGGCAUCCGAUCAUCAGGAAAUAUGAAGAAAUCGAUAUGCCCCUUGUGCAUAACCCUGCCCUCCCUCUUCUCCAGGUUGGGCCGGGGGAGGUUGAUGAUGAACUGGAAGACGAGGUCGCCUCGGAGUGCUCCAAGUACGGCGUGGUUACCCGCGUGCUGAUCUUCGAGAUCACAGAGGCGAACUUCCCCCACGACGAGGCGGUGAGGAUCUUCGUGCAGUUUGAGAGAUCGGAGGAGACGACCAAGGCCUUUGUCGACCUUGACGGGCGGUUCUUCGGCGGACGGGUGGUGAAAGCUUCCUUCUACGAUGAGGAGAGGUUCGGGAGGACCGAGUUGGCGCCGAUGCCCGGAGAAAUCACUGGUUACUGA
Messenger RNA from Spirodela intermedia, 4255 nucleotides. The record is from the annotation of a GenBank genome assembly. NCBI's taxonomy places the organism in Eukaryota, Viridiplantae, Streptophyta, Magnoliopsida, Alismatales, Araceae.